Daphnia carinata is the source of this 592-nucleotide messenger RNA. RefSeq names its product sodium/calcium exchanger regulatory protein 1-like (gene fabp). Lineage: Eukaryota; Metazoa; Arthropoda; Branchiopoda; Diplostraca; Daphniidae. The coding region runs from base 99 to 494 and encodes 131 amino acids. The transcript is spliced from 3 exons. Gene Ontology annotation, molecular function: fatty acid binding. Gene Ontology annotation, biological process: fatty acid transport. The record is from RefSeq and is a predicted model, not a curated record. Gene Ontology annotation, cellular component: nucleus; cytosol.
GCGUGGUCCGUAGUUUCAUUCGCCGGUUAUCUACCUCCCCUUCUGGUUGCAUUGCUUCCUUCAGCUCUUCCAAGCAAUCUCAAAAGAAACCAAUCAUCAUGGCAUCUUUCCUGAACAAGAAAUACAAGCUCGUCUCUUCCGAUAAAUUCGACGAGUACAUGCAAGAACUGAAAAUUGGUUUCGUGAUGCGCAAGCUGGGGAACAGCGCGACCCCGGUGGUGGAAUUGACCUGCGAAGGCGACGAGUACACCAUGACCACAACCACGAUGCUCAAGACGACUACUAUCAAAUUCAAACUUGGCGAGGAAUUUGAGGAGGAGAGAGGCGAUGGAGCUAAAGUCAAGUCUACGAUUACCCUCGACGGUAACAAAAUGACUCACAUCAUGAAGGGUGACCCUGAAUCGACCAUCAUCCGAGAAUUCAACGGCGACGAAAUGAAGGCCGUGUUGACCGUCAAUGAUGUCGUUUGCACACGUAUCUACAAAGCCGAAUAGAAUGAAUCAAUUGUUCAUGGAAAAGCUUUCGGUUAAUUCCUGUUACUCUUCAAAUGCAAACUAAGAAUCUGAACUUGAGAUCUGUUUCUUGCCAGUUA